CCGCAGUGGGGCGCGGGUCACGUGUGAGGAGGGGCGAAAGUCUCGCAAAGCCGGGCGGCGUGCCGCGAGUUGGGAGUUCUCGGCGCGCCGCGGGCGGCGGGAGCUCGGGCUCCCGGGCAAGCCGGGGACGCGGCAGAGGCGGGGGCCUGGGUCCGAGACCGCGGGGGCCGCACCGAGAGUGGGAGGGAGGGAGAGAGACAGAGGCAGGGACCGGAGCGAGACAGAGACGCGCAGGGGAGAGACAGGGCAGGGGUAGAGGAAGGCAGGGGACAGACUGGGAAGGCGACGGAGACGAAGACAGGGACCCGCAGGGAGAGACCGAGAGACCGACUGGGGCAGGGGAGACCGGGAGAAACAGAGAGCCGAGGGCGCGGCGGGGGAGGUGGCGGCAGAGCCGGGGCUGGCCGGCCGCGGGGGUCUCGGGGCCAGAGGCGAGCGCAGCGGGGCAGGGAGUGGAGCGCAGGGCGGGGGACAGCGCGGAGUGACAGCGAGAGAACAGUGGGGGCGGCGGAGGGAAGGAGCCUGCGGCGGGGGCGGGGGGCGCCAGCGCCAUGGGUCCCCGGACCCUCGCGCUCUGAGCCCCGGCCCGGGGCCCGACGAUGCUGAAGCCGAGGCGGCGCCGAGGGCGCGGCGCGGGGCAGCGCUGAAAGUUGGGCGGCCCGCGGGGAGCGGCGCGGGACGGCCCGGAGACCGCGAGACCCGGGGACCGACGGACAGACCCACAGGCAGCCGGGGAGGGGGGGCGGGGCCGGCCCACCGAGUUCGCGGGGAGUGGGCGCCGGGACACCCUUCUCCCCGCCCGGGACGCCGCCCGCCCGACUGCGCCUGGGAUGUAGCGCCCGUUCGCCGCCUCCCGGAGACUCUUCGGACCCUGCGCCCCGCGGCCCUGCGUCUUCCCAGGUGACCACGCCGGCUUCAGGACAUGCACGGGCACAGCCGCAACGGGCAGGCCCACGUGCCCCGGCGGAAACGCCGCAACCGCUUCGUCAAGAAGAACGGCCAAUGCAACGUCUACUUCGCCAACCUGAGCAACAAGUCGCAGCGCUACAUGGCGGACAUCUUCACCACCUGCGUGGACACACGCUGGCGCUACAUGCUGAUGAUCUUUUCCGCGGCCUUCCUUGUCUCCUGGCUCUUUUUCGGCCUCCUCUUCUGGUGCAUCGCCUUCUUCCACGGUGACCUGGAGGCCGGCCCGGCGGGGGCCGCGGCGGGGGCCCCGGUGGCGGGAGGCGGCGGGGCGGCCCCGGCGGCCGCCAAGCCCUGCAUCAUGCAUGUGAACGGCUUCCUGGGUGCCUUCCUGUUCUCCGUGGAGACGCAGACUACCAUCGGCUAUGGGUUCCGAUGCGUGACGGAGGAGUGCCCGCUGGCGGUCAUCGCCGUGGUGGUCCAGUCCAUCGUGGGCUGCGUCAUCGACUCCUUCAUGAUCGGCACCAUCAUGGCCAAGAUGGCCCGGCCCAAGAAGCGGGCGCAGACGCUGCUGUUCAGCCACCACGCGGUCAUCUCGGUGCGCGACGGCAAGCUCUGCCUGAUGUGGCGCGUGGGCAACCUGCGCAAGAGCCACAUUGUGGAGGCCCACGUGCGGGCCCAGCUCAUCAAGCCCUACAUGACCCAGGAGGGCGAGUACCUGCCGCUGGACCAGCGGGACCUCAACGUGGGCUACGACAUCGGCCUGGACCGCAUCUUCCUGGUGUCGCCCAUCAUCAUCGUCCACGAGAUCGACGAGGACAGCCCGCUCUACGGCAUGGGCAAGGAGGAGCUGGAGUCGGAGGACUUUGAGAUCGUGGUCAUCCUGGAGGGCAUGGUGGAGGCCACGGCCAUGACCACCCAGGCCCGCAGCUCCUACCUGGCCAGCGAGAUCCUAUGGGGUCACCGCUUCGAGCCCGUGGUCUUUGAGGAGAAGAGCCACUACAAGGUGGACUACUCGCGCUUCCACAAGACCUACGAGGUGGCCGGCACGCCCUGCUGCUCCGCCCGGGAGCUGCAGGAGAGUAAGAUCACCGUGCUGCCCGCCCCACCGCCCCCGCCCAGUGCCUUCUGCUAUGAGAACGAGCUGGCCCUCAUGAGCCAGGAGGAAGAGGAGAUGGAGGAGGAGGCCGCGGCCGCUGCCGCCGUGGCCGCGGGCCUGGGCCUGGAGGCAGGCUCCAAGGAGGAGGCGGGCAUCAUCCGGAUGCUGGAGUUUGGCAGCCACCUGGAUCUGGAGCGCAUGCAAGCCACCCUCCCGCUGGACAACAUCUCCUACCGCAGGGAGUCCGCCAUCUGACCUCCAGGCCCGCCCUCUCGCUUCCCACCAGAGCCUCUUCCGGGGGUGGGCUGCCAGCACCCUCCACCGCACUCAGGACACAGUGGCUCACCCUGGCUCCAUGGACCUUCCGGAGAGAGCUGGGGGCUUCAGAGACUGGGAGGCCCCUUCCUACUGACUCCAGAACCCAGGCCUGGGAAAGGGCCAGGAUACCCUCGGUCUGGUCAGCCUGGGUUCUCCAGCACCUACCCACUGGCGGCUCAGGAACCCCAGACCCACCACCCUUUCCCCACCGACCCUUCAAGGACAUUCCCCCUUUGCUCUCAGAACCUUGGGGAAGGCGGCUGGACUGUCGGGGGGUGGGCAUCUGGGGGUUCCGGGGUGGGCCGGUGGUUAGUUUGAGGGGGUGGGAGGGGUGUGCGUUUCUUUUGCAUGACUGUGGUCUGUUGCUCAUGACUUUCUUUCGUAAAUAUCUAUAAAUGGAGAGAUGGAGGCACCACAUCCACCUUCUGCCAUUUGUACCUGCAGGGCGAGGAGGUGCAGCCCUCGCACUCCGCACCCCUCAAGCCCAACGUCCCCCUGCCCAGCUGGCUGGUCCCCUGAGACCCUCAGAGCCAGCUCUCUUGGCCCGUGGAUAGUACUGGGUUUGGGUGCAGAAGUGGGACCUCAAGGAGCAGGGUAAGGGCCAUCCCUCCCUGUGGGCCCUCUGGGCCUGCAGGCCCAGCCCAGGUUGACAAUGGAGUUUGUAACUAUAUAUUUUUAAUAAAGUAUAUGGUCCAUUAGCGGUAGGCUGAUUGAAGAUGGAGGGUUGGGAAGGAGAGAUAGAGGGAAACGGAGAGAGAGAGAGAGACCAACAUGUUGCGUGUCUGUGUGUGGUACGUAUGUGUGUAUUGUGAGUAUGGGAUGUGUUUGUGUGUGUGGUAGGUUUGUGUGUAUUGUGUAUGUGUCUGUGCCCCUGAGAGACUGACCCUUGGAGGGAACUUCAUCACCUGCUGGUCUCCUUCCUGGGAGCCAGUGGGAAGGAUCCUAAGUGGCCCUAAGAGGUGUGAGUGGGUUUGAGUCAGAGCUUUGCUAUUAACAAGCUAUGUGGCUGUCAGCAAGUUGCCCAUCAGCUCUUGGUCUCAGCUUCACUAUCUUUAGAAUGGGAUGAACCAUAUCUUCUUCCUAAGUGAUGAUGGGCAGGGGAAGCCUGUGUGGACGGCAGCCAACCCUUUAUGACUCAGGGAGAAGUGGGAAGAGCCUGCUUGGUUUGCACCCCACAUAGCCACCCCCACCAGGCUGUGCUGAUUAACUGGGCUGCAGGACGCUGUGGUGGGAAGGGCUCUAGGGGGCAGCGGGGAAACCUGGUCAUAGUCGGACCUGGUCUCUGCCUCACUGUGGGACCUUGGGUGAGUCCCUUCCCCGCCCCGGGCUUCAGUUAGCCUGUGCUGUGUAACAGGCCACCCUCAACUUAGACAACAACGGUUUAUUCUUUCUGCGGUGCUGUAGCAGGGCUGGUUUCCCUGGGCUCACUCCAGCAGCCCUGCUCAGCGGGGAGAUCAGACAGGCUGUAAGAUCCAUGAGGGCCUCACUCAUGGGUUGGGCAGUAGGUCUCACUGUUGGCCUGGGGGUGGGGGUGGGGGGCACGGGGGGCCCCGGUUCUCCUCCAGUGGCCUCUCUUCCUCCAGUUGGCUCUACCAGAUCCCUUCCUGGCGCCUAAGAGGGUCAAGGCAGAAGCUGCAAAGUCUCUGGAGCCCAGCCCUGAACUUGUAUAACAUCACUUCCAUUGCAUUUUAUUGGCUAAUCCCAGUCACGAUUCAAGGGGCGGGAAAUUGACUCCACUCCCUGGGAGCAUGGUCACGUCCCAUUGCAAAGGGUGUGCACACCCGGUGGAACUGUGGCCAUGAUCGCUCACCUAGCACAGAACUUUCGAGUUUGAGGGUUCCUUCCAGCUCUAAGUCUAUUUUACAGGCCAACUGUGUACCCAGCAUUUGGAGUAUGAGGAAGCAGAGGGCACCCUCCCUGCUCCCAGGAAUCUUCUAGUAAAGGUGCCAGCUCUCUCAGGAAACACAGGGAACCAGGAGGCAGGCUCACCUGCUGUGAAGCGCUGUUGGCUGCUUGUGAACGACCACAUUUCAUCAGGCAACAUUUGGCCAUUUGGGUAAAUCACGGUGCAUUCCACAUGCCUUAACAGUUUAAUAGGAGAAGCUGAGGCCUCUUUCCUGGAGAAAGGGGUCCAAGUCCCCAACAACUCAUUACAAUGUCUCUUAUUUGCAUAACACCUUUCAAGGUAGGUGGGACAAGGGUUUGGUCUCAGAGAGGAAACCGAGGCCCAGAGAACAAAGGGGUUGGCCUGAACCAAGGUGAAGACUGUCAGAAGCCCAGGGGCUGGCUUCCCCUUGGCCUCCCGUCCUCCCUGAGGCAGGGGCUAAGAGAGGGGGGAGGGGCUGCCUCUUUUCCUCCUUUGCCCCCACCCAGAUAUCCCAGAGUGCACCUGUGACCUUUGGGGGCCUCGAAGGGCCUACAGGGGCCACUCAGCAAGACAAAAGUGCAGCCACUCACCUGCCCAUGCUCUCAGAAGAGCGCCAGGUGGGAGCACCCCAGGGUCUCACCCCCCACCCCAUCCAGCCCUGCAGACCCCUGGGAGGACCUCGUCUAUCUCAUCCUCUCCUGCCUGCUUCAUCUCAGUGAUGCUCUGGUGCCCUGGGCUGCCAGUGGUAGCUAAAGAAGACCUCAGACUCAGGCACCCUUGGACACAGCACCUUCGACCUGGAGCACAUCUUAGAGGCUGCCCAGCCCUCCAUCCAUAAGGACAAGAGAGGAAGGGGUGUGGCCCCCCUAAGAGGGCCUCCCGCCCAGAGUGAUGUGGAAGCACUUCAAGGUCCCUCCCGAACACCUUCCUUGUCACCAGUUUGCCACUUUGCUCAGACACUUGUGACAGUGGGCAUGGGGGAGCGGGGGCCACAGGGGUGCGAGCCCAGAGCCCAGAGGCGAGCACGCAGCUGCAGGGAGGCUCCAAGGCUGCAAAGCCCUGCUGUUCUGCUCUGCGCUGACUCACCUUCCUUCUCCCACCUGCUCCCCUUCACAGCCCUCCCACCUCCCUUCCCCUCCCCUGCUCCCUGGCAGGCAGCUCCUCUGAUCUCUCACUUCACUCCCGGCUCCUGGCGGCACCGAGAUAGGGGGGAUCGCUGAAUCUGGGGGUGUAAGAACCUUAGAUAUAUAUCACUAGCUUGGAGUCACGAAAGGGGCCUUGAAGGAGUCGCCGAGCCCUUCCUGGCUCCAACCCAUCUCCCCUGAGGGGCCAGGAAGCGGAGGCCCUGCCCUGUCCCCUCUCUACCCUCCUUCAGUCACAGCCCCGGGACAUCUGGUGGGAGAAAGGGAGAGAGAGGUGAGGGCUCACCCAGCUGACAGCCUGCCCUCAUCCCGUCUAAAACCCCACCACUCGGGUCUAAUUCUUCUAGGUUCAUCUUUGCUUCCUCCUCCCCAGCUUCUGAGAAAACGCAUUUUCCUUAAUGAACGCAAAUUGCGUAAGGCAAAAUAGAAAAGAACCUAGAAGGCGUUCAACUCAGCUGUUUCACCUCGUCGAAUUCUCGCCUUAUCCUUGUUAGGCUUUAGUUAGAUCCCGUGGCUAUGAUCGAGCCCCUUCUUCCUGGAUCUGGUUUUUCUCACUGUAGCUUUUUCUGAGUACUGAUUUUCUUUUGGUAUUGAUGGGUUCUACACAUUUUCCAUUUUUUAUUUUUAUUUGUAUAAAGGGUCCUGUGGCCCAGCACUGCUGAGCAAAACCCUGGUGGGGGGAGGGGGUAGCUGAGGAUACUGGCUGAUUUAUUUAUUUGUUUGUCUGUUUGGGCCAUGCUGCGUGCGUGCAUGAUCUCAGUUCCUUAACCAGGGAUUGAACCCACGCUCUCGGCAGUGAAAGUGCAGAGGCCUAACCUCAUUUUCCAUUUUUAAUGACAGUAUAAUGUUCAUAAUGUUCAAUAUAAUGUUCAUAAAAUCAUAGAGGUCAGCGGGCCAACCCCUCGUUUACAGGUGGGGAAACUGAGGCCCAGAGGGGAAUAACCUUGAACCCCACUCUCCUGGACCCCAGCCCCGUGCCCUUCUCACCGCACCAACGACACACUUUGCAGGGUCCACUGCAAAGUGAAAAUGUGUGUCCGUUGUUCACAAGUCGGGAACACUGUGCCAUUAAAGGCACUAAAAAUCAAACUUUUUCCUUUCUUCAGAUUACCUCCUCUGCUCAUGUGCGUGCCACAUCAUCCCACUGGACUUCACUCAUAAAACUUACAAGGUCAAAGAUAAAAUGAAGAAUUUCAAGACAGAGACCACAGAGCACAUGAAGCCAGCCCUCUGAUGAGCCCUGUGGGCUUAAUCCUUCCCCUCCUGUAUCCAGAUGAACGUCAGCAUUUCUCCAAGAUACACAGCGCCGUGAUCAACAUCUUCGUGCCUUUUUUUUUUUUUUUUUUAAACUUUUUCUUCUUGUGGCUGUCUGCUCAGGCUAAGUACUAACAGAAUUCCGGACUGUGUUUGUCAGACCCUCUAAAAAUGCAACCGCCAGCAUCUGAACCUUUGCACAAGGAUGGUGUAGAGCUGGGUUCCCAGGAUUAGAAAAUGGAGAAGUUUCAAAACCAAGCUCCCCCUCCACAGCUCCUCCAGGGGCUCCCUGUGGAGACGGUGAGCGCAGAUAAGGAAGACCGGCCGGCAAUGGGCACAGCGCUGGUGCCAGGGCACAGAGCCAAGAGCAACAGCAUUUAUGUCAAUAUUUGUAGAGGAAAGAUCAUGAGUAUGAGAGCCAGGGGGUCCUGCCACUACCAGUUAGUAGCUUUGUGACUUUGGGCCAGUUGAUUUAUGUCUAGGAACCUGCUUCCUCAUCUGUUAGGAAGGGCCAUUCGUAUCUGUGUCACACGCUUGUUGUUUAGGUUAAAUGAGAUCUCAUACGUGACCAGGCAUAGCAUGGUCUUGGGCAUAUUACUGGAUCCAGAUAAGUGUCAGGGCUUCCCUGGUGGCGCAGUGGUUAAGAAUCAGCCUGCCAAUUCAGGGGACACGGGUUCGAGCCCUGGUCUGGGAAGAUCCCACAUGCCGUGGCACAACUAAGCCCGUGAGCCACAACUACUGAGCCUGCGUGCCACAACUACUGAAGCCCGUGCACCUAGAGCCUGUGCUCCACAACAAGAGAAGCCACCGCAGUGAGAAGCCCGCUCACCACAAGGAAGAGCAGCUCCCGCUUUCUGCAACUAGAGAAAGCCCGCGCGCAGCAACAAAGACCCAACACAGCCAAAAAUAAAUAAAUAAA
Messenger RNA from Orcinus orca (killer whale), 7505 nucleotides. RefSeq names its product potassium inwardly rectifying channel subfamily J member 4 (gene KCNJ4). Gene Ontology annotation, cellular component: plasma membrane. Bases 923 to 2260 code for a protein of 445 amino acids. Lineage: Eukaryota; Metazoa; Chordata; Mammalia; Artiodactyla; Delphinidae. The record is from RefSeq and is a predicted model, not a curated record. Gene Ontology annotation, biological process: potassium ion import across plasma membrane; regulation of monoatomic ion transmembrane transport. Gene Ontology annotation, molecular function: inward rectifier potassium channel activity. The transcript is spliced from 2 exons.